AUGUAUGAUUAUUCGAAUCAAAAUAAACUUGAAAGCUCUUUGGAACCUAUUUCACCGACAAGUUCUAUUAUAUGGAUAGUUCAGAGGGAUUUUGUUGUAAAAACAGUAGAGAAUAAGCUAUUUUUGUCAGGGUCUGUAUCAUAUUUGGAGCCUUUUUUAGGAAUAGCCAAACAAAAUAAAUUAAAAUUACUAAAAUCAACGAAUGAUAAUAACCAAUUCUCUAAAGAAAAUAAAACAUGUUCGAUAUGUCAAGAAAAAAUUACUGAUAUGUUUGUUGAAGUAAUGGGGAUGAUUCUACAUUCAGAAUGUUUUAAGUGUUAUGAUUGCCAUAAAACACUUGUAUCUAAUUUUUUUCUUAUUAAUGAUCCCAAAGAAAAUGAGCAGCGACCUCUUUGUGAGACUGACUAUUUCCGUCGUUCUGAUCUUCUUUGCAUAUCAUGUGGCAAAGCGCUUCAAGAAAUGUAUAUUGUGGCUUUAAAUAAAAAGUAUCAUAUUAAUCAUUUUACUUGUUCUAUUUGUUCAACAACGUUUACUCCAGAGGAUUCAUAUUAUGUAUAUAGAAAAAACAUAUAUUGUUAUUUUCAUUAUUUCACAAGAUUUGCUAUUAAGUGUAAUGGUUGUCGAUUUAUUAUUUCAAAGCAAUUUACAGAAAUUCUAAGAAAUGGGCAAAAAGAAUAUUGGCAUGUUGGUUGUUAUGCUAUUUAUAAGUUUUGGAAAGUUAAACUUGCUUUACAAACAAAAAAUUUAAAUGAUUUUUUAAAAUCUAAUUUUUCUUCAAAGCAUCUCCUAGAACAAGAAAAAAUUUUGAAAGAAAAAGUUUAUCGGAUCUGGGAAGUUCUUUCUAGAUUUGAAAGAUCUUUUGUAGCAUGUAUUAGUAGCAUGCUUUUACAUAUCUCAAACGGUAAUUAUAUUGAUGAAAUUAUCAGUGCAAAGAAUUUUGUUGAACAUGUUGAAUCAUUGUUUUUGGCUUUGGACUGGUUAAAAUUUUCAUUUCAUGAAUUUAAUGAAAAAUUUAUUUUAUAUAACCGAGAAGUAAAAUUAUUUUUUAGAAAAAUCGUUUAUUUUUUUUCUUUUUUAUUAACAACUUGGAAAUUAAGAAUAAAAAGAUUAGGGACUACUGACAAAAUUUUGUCAUUAACAUUAGGAUUAUCUCGUUAUUUAAAGUAUUUAACAAAGAUUUCGCUGAUUGGUGCAUUGCAAUUGGAAAAAGAUAAUAUUAAUCCAACAGCAGUUUAUGAUUUUUUAGAUUAUUUGGAUAGUUUAAAAUUGGGUGUAAGGUUAUCGAAUGAUUUUAAUAAUGAAGAAAUGUCAUUUAAAUUAUUAUUUUCUAUUGAAUAUAAUGAUAUAACAUCUAACAUUUGCAUGAUAUGUCAAAAAAAUAUAAAAGAAAAAUGUGUUCGUAUAGGCAAUAAAAGGUGUCAUAUAUAUUGUUUAAAAUGUUCAAAAUGCAAUAAAGAUAUGGAACAUGAGCCUAGGAACGCACGAUGGAAUAAAACUUCUAAAUCUAUUUUAUGUUUAGGAUGUUCAACUACUGAUUCUGAAGAAUUUCUUCAAGUCACUGAAUUUUCACAGUACAUUUUUCUUUUACGAAUUAUUUUAUUGCAAUUGUAUAUCACUUUCAAAGAUAAUUCCAUUGUACCACAUCUAUUUGGUACUUUAUCUUUAGAAACUUGUAAUUUUUUUGAAAAUCAAGAGGAUUUUUCUUUAACAUAUAACAAUUUUGAAACAAGAUUAUCUAUAGACGAUAAAGUGUAUUUUAAAAUCCUUAAAGACGCUCAGAAUUUAUAUAAAUUUCGUUUAAAUUCUAAAUUAUAUAAUGAUGAUUUUGAGUUUUUUAAUGUUAAUGGUAAAAUAACUAAUAUUAAUGAAAAAGGGAAAAAACGUAAAUCAAGUGUUUUUCAGUAUCAAUAUUUAAAUAACUCUUUAAUGGAAUCUAAAUUUAAAAUUCAAUCAGAAAAUAUUUCUCAAAUUUCAACACCGAAACCUGAUAAAGAGUUAAUAAUCGAUAAUUCUACUGAAACAAAAACAUAUUUGUCAAGUCUUUCUAUUUUAGAAACAUUUGUUAUAAAGCAUAUUGCAAUUUUAUCAAUAGAACCAUUAGUAAGAGGUUUCUUUAGUUUAGAUGAGUUAUUAGAUUUAGUGAAACCUAAAAAAAGAGGUUUUUUUAGGAAAGUUACAAGAACAUUUAGAUCAACAAAUGAUUAUAAAAAAAAAUAUAAAAAAAAAGAAGUAUUUGGAGUUCCUUUGGAAAUAUUAGUUGAAGAAAACGGUGUAAAUUCAGAACAUGGAAUGGUUCCCGGGCGUUUGUAUAUUCCGGGUUUUAUUGAUGAAAUAAUAUCUGCUAUGAAACAAAUGGAUGUAUCUGUAGAAGGAAUAUUUAGAAAAAAUGGGAAUAUAAAACGGCUUAAUGAUUUUACUGAAUCUAUUGAUAAUAAUUUUAAUAGUCUUUCUUUUAAUGAUGAAUCUCCUAUACAACUUGCUGCAUUAAUGAAAAAAUUUCUUCGUGAACUUCCUGAACCUCUUCUUACAUUUAAGUUGCAUAAAUUGUUUUUAGCAUCUCAAAAAAUUGACGAUGAAAAUACUCGUUAUAGGGCAUUGCAUCUUACAUGUUGUUUAUUACCAAAAUGUCAUCUUAAUUGUAUGGAAGCAAUUUUUCUUUUUCUUAAUUGGGUUGCAUCAUUUGCAAAUAUAAAUAAAGAAUCGGGGAAUAAAAUGGAUAUUUAUAAUCUUGCAACAGUUAUUACACCGGAUAUUUUAUAUUCAAAAAAUAGAAAAACUAGAGUCGAUGAAGCCAUUUUGGCUAUUAAAGUUGUAUAUACACUUAUUGAAUUUAUAGACAAAUUUUCUUUGGUACCUACUGAUCUGUUAUCUACUUUACAUGAUUUAUGUAUGCUUAUAAAGAAUCCAGAUCUUAAUAUAAAAGAUAUGCUUAAGGAAUACGAAAAGAUUCUUGAAAUUAAUUCUUUGAAAAAUGCGAAACUGUCACCAAUAAAGAAGUUUAUUAGACAUAAUGAAUAUAAAGUAUUUAGACAGAAAAAACGAGAGUUAAUAUGA
Pneumocystis jirovecii RU7 is the source of this 3054-nucleotide messenger RNA. Its product is annotated as GTPase-activating protein LRG1. NCBI's taxonomy places the organism in Eukaryota, Fungi, Ascomycota, Pneumocystomycetes, Pneumocystales, Pneumocystaceae. The transcript is spliced from 11 exons. Gene Ontology annotation, biological process: signal transduction. Bases 1 to 3054 code for a protein of 1017 amino acids. The record is from RefSeq and is a predicted model, not a curated record.